UUUUUAUAGUGUAAAUAAUUCAAAUGUUAACUAAUAGUUAUGUAAAUAAUCAGCAAAGUAAUGUAAAGAAACCAUACCAAUGUUUAGAUUGUGAUUGGUCUUUUUCUACUGCAUACAAACUCAAUCGUCAUAUUAAAAGCCAUACUGGUGUAAAACCUUUUAUUUGUGAUGUUUGUAACAAAGGGUUUUCUAAUAGUUACAACUUAACAGUUCAUCAAAAAAUACAUUUAAGAUAUAUAUGCUCAGAAGCUUCCUGCUUAAAGACAUUUAAAUCUAAUGUUUCUUUAUUAGAGCAUACUCAAAAAGAACAUUCAGCCAAUAGCUUUAAAUGUUUAAAAAAGAGAUGCAAGGGUGUAUUUAAUACCAAAGAAGAGCUUGUUCUUCAUCUUGCCAACCAUGUAUCUGAAAUUAUUUGCACAGAAUGUGGUAAAAUUUUUCAAAAGCCAUAUUUAUUAAAGCAGCAUUUCUUAACCCACACUGGGGAUUCAAAGUUCAAGUGUGGUUAUAAUGGAUGUAACAAAGCAUUUGCAAACAAAACUCGUCUAAAGAGACACGAGUUGAUACAUUUAGAUAAAAGGGAAUUUGUGUGUGAUUUUGAGGGUUGUGAUAUGAAGUUUAAUUAUUUUCAAUAUUUAAAGGCUCAUAAGCGAACCCACGAGUAUAGCAAGCACUUUAAAUGUUCUGAAUUAAAUUGCCAUAAAAGUUUUUCCUGUGCCUGGACUUUAAAAGUACAUAUGCUGAAACAUGCAGGUCAACGGCCAUACCAGUGCGAGUUUCAAAAUUGUAAUAAGUCAUAUCUUACUUUAUCAAAUUUAAAAGUGCACCAAAAAACACAUAACAUGACUAAAAAUAAAAAGUCUUCUGAUUGCUCUUUAACAUUAAAUAAAUUCAAGACAUUUCUUUCUAAAGAUUUUACUGGUACUUUACCAUCGCGUAAUGUUUUAAUAAAUGAAGAGUUUUCAUCUGCAGCUUUUGGUGAAUUUAUAUGUAAUGAGUAUACUGAAUCAAGUGCUACAUAUGCUACCAGUAGUGAGGAAUCACAAAUGGAUAUUUUUUCAGGUUCUAGAGAACAAAAUAUAGUUGCUGAUGUAAAUGGUCAUUGCAAUUCAAUAAAUUGUCAUGACUAUAUACUAAAAGAAUCUGAAAAACAAUCUUUGUUGUUAGAUGACCAUGAAAGUGUUAUUUUUGGUAUUUGGGAACAAAAGGAUGAUUACAUUGAUGUUGGAAACUUGGUUGAAAUGCCAAUGGAACUAAGCUCAGGAAAUAUAUUUAAUGAAAAUUUAAAUGUGUCGUUGUGUGUACCUGAUCAUGUUUAUAGUCAUCGCAACAUUGUUGGAAGUACUGUUAAUUUAGAAGAUAUACGUCCUUAAUAUAUUUACAUUUUUAUGAAUUUUAUAAAAAUAGUUUCUUUUUAUCUUUAUUAGAAUAUAAUUUUAAUAAA
Hydra vulgaris (swiftwater hydra) is the source of this 1441-nucleotide messenger RNA. RefSeq names its product zinc finger protein 93. Gene Ontology annotation, biological process: regulation of transcription by RNA polymerase II. Gene Ontology annotation, molecular function: DNA-binding transcription factor activity, RNA polymerase II-specific; RNA polymerase II cis-regulatory region sequence-specific DNA binding; transcription coregulator activity. The record is from RefSeq and is a predicted model, not a curated record. Gene Ontology annotation, cellular component: nucleus. NCBI's taxonomy places the organism in Eukaryota, Metazoa, Cnidaria, Hydrozoa, Anthoathecata, Hydridae.